Messenger RNA from Exophiala bonariae, 1839 nucleotides. RefSeq lists its product as uncharacterized. The record is from RefSeq and is a predicted model, not a curated record. Gene Ontology annotation, molecular function: FAD binding; oxidoreductase activity. The coding region runs from base 1 to 1839 and encodes 612 amino acids. The transcript has 2 exons. NCBI's taxonomy places the organism in Eukaryota, Fungi, Ascomycota, Eurotiomycetes, Chaetothyriales, Herpotrichiellaceae.
AUGGCACAAUCUACUGAUCAUCCAGAUGGGACUCUGCAGACUUUGUCGCCCGGUACAAUUGUCAUUGCAGGUGGUGGACCUGUCGGCCUUCUCCUGGCUCAUGUGCUCUCAUUUUAUGGUGUCAGAUCAAUUUUGUUUGAGCGCAAUAAAACCACGACCAAGUGGCCCAAGAUGGAUCUCACCAACGCGCGGUCCAUGGAAAUCUUUCGAAAGCUAGGCCUUGCAGAAGAUCUGCGCCUGCAGGGUGUACCUCCAGAUGUUGAUCAGGACGUGCUUAUAUCUUCUGGUCUUUCUCAGGAAAAGCCACUGACCAAGUGGGAACUCCCCGGGGUUGACAAAUUCCGCAAGCGUAUCCAAGAAGUGAAUGAUGGAACCCAGCCUCGGGAACCCUGGCAACGACUUUCACAGGCAGUAUUUGAACGAUGGCUGCGUGAUAUCUGCGAUAAAGACCCAUUGAUCGAGCUUCAUUACGGGUGGCGUGUAGAAAGUUUGGAGGAAUCAAGGAACCAUGUCCGAACCACUGUUGUCAAUGUUGAUAGUGGCGCCUCACGGACCUACAUUUCUGACUACGUUGCAGGCUGCGAUGGGGCUUCGAGUAAGGUGAGAAGGUCAUUUCAGAUAUCUUUGGAUGGCGGGCCUAUUCCCUCGUGUGCAUUACUCGUCCACUUCAAAUCCCGUGACCUGGCGCGCAUCAGGAAGCAAGGCCGUUUCUGGCAUAUCUUCUUCCUGCAGCCACAUGGUGGAUUCGGUGCUGCAAUCAUCUCCCAAGACGAAUUAUACACCUUCACAGUUCAUCUCUUCCUGCCACUCAGCGUCGAUACUGAUAAGAUCGAUUCGAGAGACGCCAUCUAUCGAGCUUUGGGUGGGUUGUAUGGUGAUUACCCCAUUGAGAUUGAUGAAAUCCUGGUUCGCUCGGUCUGGCGACCACAUAUUGCAGUCGCGAGGAAAUGGCACAGCCCAGGCUACCGUGUAUUCCUGGCUGGCGACUCGGCUCAUCAGAACAUCCCAACCGGAGGCUACGGUAUGAAUAUGGGUAUCGGUGACGCAUUCGACCUUGGCUGGAAGUUGGCUGCCGUCAUUAACGGCCAAGGCGGAGCUGGCUUACUGGCUUCAUACGAGCUGGAGAGACGUCCGGUGGCACUACGCAAUGUUGAACAAUCUGGUGUUCAUUUCAAGGUACACCAGGAUCUGGAGGCUAUCAUUGCCGGACAUGACCCCAAGAGUGUUGAUGUGGAAUCCGAUGAAGGUAGCGCACUGCGAGAAAAGAUCCACACUCACUAUCAAUUGCACGAUGGUGAAAAUAAAGACUUUGGGAUCGAGAUGGGCUACCGAUAUAAUUCACCGGUCAUAAUGCGAGAAGAGGACGAGAUGGAGCCUCCUUUCGAUCCACACCAUUUUGUUCCCACCACUUGGCCUGGUGGGCGAGCACCAUCUCUUUUUCUGUCAGACGGGAAAGCAAUCUAUGACUUGUUUGGGAAAGAUUGGACACUAUUGAGCUUCUCUACUCAAGAUAAUGGUACUAGUCACAUGGUAGACGCGGCUGAACAGUUGAGCAUUCCGCUCACUCUGGUGGAUGUCUCACAAGAGCACCUCGCCGGAACUAUCUAUGAAAAGCCACUGGUACUAAUCCGCCCUGAUCACCACGUCGCAUGGAGGUCAACCGGUGUGGAUUCUCUGGAAACAGCGCGAUAUAUCUGGACGAUUGUGAGCGGGCUAGCUGGCGCUUGUUUGUCUCAAAGUGGAGAACCACAGCCAACGCGUGCGUUCACUUCUACUGAUGGCGUAGAGAGCCAGGUGAAUGAUUUUGCACUUGAACAAAUGGGCGACUUCCAACGAUAA